Asparagus officinalis (garden asparagus) is the source of this 2480-nucleotide messenger RNA. RefSeq names its product polyadenylate-binding protein-interacting protein 4. The transcript is spliced from 16 exons. Gene Ontology annotation, cellular component: cytoplasmic stress granule. The record is from RefSeq and is a predicted model, not a curated record. Gene Ontology annotation, biological process: cytoplasmic stress granule assembly. Gene Ontology annotation, molecular function: RNA binding. Lineage: Eukaryota; Viridiplantae; Streptophyta; Magnoliopsida; Asparagales; Asparagaceae. Bases 249 to 2153 code for a protein of 634 amino acids.
CCCGGUCGCAAAUUUGAGUCCGUUUCGGGCAUCAGAAAACUAGAGAUCCCGAAGGUAAUCGAUCUUCUGCUUCAAUCUCCGAAUUCGCCCAAAAUCCAGAGAGAGCGUUCUCCAAUCAAAUCUCUCGUCAGAUCUCGCCAAAAAUCGCUGCUCAAGCUUGAUUCACUUCAGCUCUGACUUCGAGUUUCGAACUCCGAGCUUCUCCAUAUCUAGGUGUUCAGAAAGCGGAUUUUAGUGGCGCUUUGUGGAUGAACGCAGGUUUAGAGGUAAUUGAUUUUGAGAAUUUGAAAGCCAAGAUGAAUCUACAGCAGAGUGCACAUCCUAGAUCUUCUGUCAAUGGCUAUGGUCGUCGAAAAGGUGAUAGAGAGAUAGGCCCCAAGGCUGAGAGUAAAAUGCAUACUGGGAAGGUAGCCUCUAGCAGCUUGGGUACUGCAGAAAAUGGAGGAAAAUCAGGAAGUGUAAUAAAUCCUUCUCGCGAUCGGUUGAUAUAUGUCAUCUCAUAUCUUAUUGGCCUCCGUGUGGAAGUCCAUGUGAGGAAUGGGUCUAUUAUCUCUGGAAUAUUUCACGCGACGAAUGCUGAAAAAGAUUUUUCAAUUGUUUUGAAGAUGGCUCAAGUGAUUAAGGAUGGUUCUGUCAAAGGACAUAAGCCUGUCCCUGAGACCGUAAAAAAGCCUAUGGAUAUGAUUAUACAAGCAAAAGAUCUUGUUCAAGUUGUAGCAGAGGAUGCACCUUUGAAUAUCGAGGAAUUCUCAAAUGCACAUCCUCGUGAUAAACGCAAGGAUCUCAUGAUAGACUCAGCAAUAUCCCACUCUCAUCAUCUAGAGGCGGAGAGGGAGCUGGAACGCUGGACUCCUGAUGCAGAUGAUCCGGAAUGUCCUGAACUGGAAGAUAUAUUUGAUGGAACUUGGAACAGGAAUUGGGAUCAGUUUCAGACAAACGAAACUCUAUUUGGAGUGAAGAGUACGUUUGAUGAGGAACUUUACACAACAAAGCUCGAGAGAGGUCCCCGGACGAGAGAAUUAGAAAGAGAAGCUACAAGAAUAGCCAGAGAAAUUGAAGGAGAGGACACCCGGGACCUACACUUAGCUGAGGAAAGAGGCAUCCAAUUUGAUGAAGAUUUCGAUGUUGAUGAGGAAAUUAAAUAUUCUGCAGUACAGAGGGAGAUGGAUGAUCAAAUACCUAACAACUACAGUACUGAAAACUUUGGUAGCUCAAAUGGCUCUACAGUUCCCAAAUCAUUUUCUGAUAUCUCCAGAAGUAAACUCGUCGAGGAGGCCCAUACAUCACCUACAUGUUCGUCUAUGAAUGCGGAAGCUCCUGCUGAGAUUCAUUAUGAUAAAGAUGCACGUCAUUUUGGUUUUGGUUCCAAAGAUGACAACAUACCUUCUGCUGACAUUGUUGGCCAGAAGCCCCAAGCUGUCAAUGACAAGAGCAGGUUGCAUGAGAAGCAGACAAAAAAUGAAGAUAAAGAAAAGAACAUCUUCAAUGAGUGCAUUAAGAGGACUGCACCUGAAAAGGCUCAAGCAUCACAAGAUGAGGUGACACAAUCCUCAGCUGAUGCUGAGAAGUCUUGUUCCAGUACUGUUGCAUCUAUUGCUUCCGCUUCUAGUCAAGAUGUUAAACGCUCUAUUGGUGAAGCUUCUGAUUGCACAUCUGUUGCUAUUGAAGCUGUCGAUCACUCCCAUCGAUCUAGAACUGCUUUGUCAUCUACUUCUGAUCGUAUUGCUGCUGGCUCAGUUUCAAGUGGAUCUGGCCUAUCUCCAAGUUCCUCCAUUGGAUCAUUGUCCUCCGAAAAGUCAACGUUGAAUCCUAAUGCUAGAGAAUUUAAGCUCAAUCCAAAUGCCAAGAGCUUUACGCCGACAGCUUCAUUUAGGCCUCAAGUACCAAUCUCAGAAGGCGCUUUUUACUAUAGUGGUAACAUAUCUGGUGUGCCACCUGUGCACAGUGUACCUAUGAAUGUUGGGAUUGGACCUUCAUAUGGUGGGCACCAGCCUGUUUUCAACUCACAGUCUGCACAAUUACAGUCUCCCCAGGCAUAUAUCCAUCCUAGUGGUCCAAUGUAUGGGCAGCAGAUGAUGCUUGGGCAGCCUCGGCCUGUUUAUUACAUGCCGGCAUAUCCACCUGAAAUGCCAUAUAAAGGAAGAAACUUCUAAUGGGAUCGUGCAAGGUUUUUUAUCGAAUGGUGGCUGUUAACCUGCUCUGAGUGCUUAUAACUUGUUUGGACAACUGGUGAACCCGGAUUAAUCAUUGAGUUGCAAACACUGCAGAAACACCUAAAUCAAUUGAUAUAGCAGUUGGUCACUCUGUAUUCACUAACUUGUGCCAUGUUCGUGUGGGUUCUGGUGUACUUUACUUCCCAAUACUUUUGGAGAUGUAAUCAGUGGUUUUUCUUGUAAAAAGUCUUAAUAAAUUAGGAAAGAAUGAGUUUGCUAUAAAGAGUAUUAAGCUCUUCGAGCAGAUUUCUAAAGUUCUUGUGUGUA